Messenger RNA from Cyphellophora attinorum, 774 nucleotides. RefSeq lists its product as uncharacterized. The transcript has a single exon. The coding region runs from base 1 to 774 and encodes 257 amino acids. The record is from RefSeq and is a predicted model, not a curated record. Lineage: Eukaryota; Fungi; Ascomycota; Eurotiomycetes; Chaetothyriales; Cyphellophoraceae.
AUGAGGUUCCACUUCCCACUGCUAGCAGCUGUCCUCACAGCAGGCACCACUGUCCUGGCCCGCCACAUUCACGACGAGGCCCUCGUAGACGUGGUAUCGGCGCUCGAGACACAGAUCUCAGCGCUGGAAGAAAAGAUAGAGGCGGCAACGGUGGUUCCGACCCAGGUCUCCGCUACUACUGGGGACGCUGCUGUCGCGUCCGCCGGUGACGCCGACGAUAGCAACGGCGCUAACGACGCCGGCGCUGCUGGCAUGAGCGUCUCUGUUCCAGAAGUCGCCUCCAACAACACCGAUCCCGCAGACACUGAUGCAGCGGGGUACGACACCGAUCCCACGAGCACGGAUGUAGCCAACAACGACACCAGUCCCAUGAGUACUGAUACAGCGAGUAACGACACCAAUACCACGAGGCUUGAUACAGCCAAUGAAAAUGCCGUUCCUACGAGCAUCGAUGUAGCCAGUGACGACGUCGUCGUUCCCACAAACACCGUCGCGGCCAGUGACAGCAGUGAUGGCAGCAAUGACAGCGACAACAACACCGCCAACGAUGCCACACCUCCCAAUACUCUAAGCAAACGCUGGACCGUAGACGACCGCACCGCUCAACUACGCUGCCUGAACUCUAAUGGCGGAGCUAUGGGCUCACUCCCGACAACGUCCUGCGCCAAUGUAACAAUAAGCCCCUCACUCCCUCGGUCUGCCAGGCCCAGUGUUCCUGUUGGAACGGCGGCGUCAGAUGCCAGCCAUGGAGUGGCUGUUCGGAUAGGACGAUGA